This is a messenger RNA of Melopsittacus undulatus (budgerigar), 1661 nucleotides long. It is a transcript of the gene CRCP, whose product is annotated as CGRP receptor component. The record is from RefSeq and is a predicted model, not a curated record. Gene Ontology annotation, cellular component: RNA polymerase III complex. The coding region runs from base 111 to 551 and encodes 146 amino acids. Gene Ontology annotation, molecular function: nucleotide binding. Lineage: Eukaryota; Metazoa; Chordata; Aves; Psittaciformes; Psittaculidae. The transcript is spliced from 6 exons. Gene Ontology annotation, biological process: transcription initiation at RNA polymerase III promoter.
CCCAGACUUCCUGCGGCUCCUCCCGGCCUCUCCCGCACUGCCCUCGCCGUCUCCGGGUGCCUGUGUCAGUGUCAAGGGAGGUUCUCGGUGCGGCGGCCGGGCCCGACAAGAUGGAGGUGAAGGAUGCGAACGCCGCAUUACUCAGUAACUUUGAGGUGUUCCAGUUACUCAAUGAUCUUAAGCAGCAGCGCAAAGAGAGUGGGAAGAACAAGCAGAGCUCUGGUCAACAGAAUCUGAACACGAUCAUGUAUGAAACCCUGAAGUACAUUUCCAAAACACCCUGUAGACACCAGAGUCCUGAGACGGUGAGAAACUUCCUCAUAGCAAUGAAAGGCCAUAAGCUAACCAAGGCAGAAAAGCUCCAGUUGCUUAACCACAGGCCUGUGACAGCAGUUGAAAUACAGCUGAUGGUAGAAGAAAGCGAGGAAAGGCUCACAGAAGAGCAGAUUGAGUCACUUCUCCAGACAGUCACCAGUAUUCUUCCAGGGGAUCCUGAAGAACAACAGAGAGACUCAGCAAUGGCAACUGAAGACAAAAGUGACCAAGCUUAGGAGGCAUCUAGACCAAAGCUGGCAACGAUUUCAGCGGAAGAGAAUCAGCUAAUAUUUUUCUGGUUUUUACUUGAUACCAGUUUCAUCUUGUAUUGGACAUCAUUGUAAAAUAUGUUACAAUUUUUAUGACUUGGAGGUGAUGAGGGAACCAAUUGUUUACCAGAAAGCAUGGAAAAGGACAUUAUUGUUUUGGCAUUUUGUCAUAAACAGGAAUGGCAAUAACUGAGUUUGUAAAGUCUGAGAAAUUAUGGGGCACCCAAUCUGAAGCUUUUGUAUUUUUUCCAUUACCCAUGUAACAGCUGUACAUUUGAAUAGGCUCAUGUACAGCUGGCACUGUUUUAAUUAUCACAGCAGUGCUAAAAUUAUAAUUGCUUUCAUACGUUUUUGAAUUGCCCAACUGGUUUUCAGAAUGCAUUCUACAAUACAAAGCCAACUUGUGGAGCUGUUUGUGAAGAGGGCUCUUUUCAGUGACCAGAACAGAGAAUAAUGUACAAAAACUGCUUGGUAUCUGGCCAGACAGUUUCAUGUAGGCUGUUGGCAUCGUGGAAGUGAGAAGAUCUGUGGGAAGGGUAACUGUUCUCAAGAAUGUCUGGCAUUUCUUGGUAAAAGAAUUACCCAGAUCACUAGCUAAAUCAAUGUACUGCCACCAUAGUCAGCUGCAUUGGACCAGUUUAUGGCAGCUGAGGCUCUGGACUCAGAUGUUGAGGCUCUUAGUAAUACAAACAGAAGAGUAUUUAGGUGAGAUGUAUAUUUUCCCUUCGACUGUUUGUUUCCAUAGUUAUAUAUAGACAAGUCACAGUCUUGUGAACAUGCUCAUGACCAUGAAAUAAAUGAAUGAGUCAACACCGGAGUCCUAAUCUGGUUUGGAAGGAUGGGAAUCGGUCCUUGUUAAAGCAGAGUUUUCUGUGUACUGAGCUUUUGUCUGACUGAAGAUUUCAGGAUCAAGUAUUUAAUGUUGAAACUAUAGAUGAUUAUAAUAAAUCAUUUGGGUAGUAUACAUAUAUAUACAUAAAGUAAUGAGUUAUACAUGGCACUGGUUUUAUACGAUGACUGCAGACCAUUCUUCUAUAAUUAUAACAUACUGGAAAUAGAAAUAAAGCUUAAAGUGUA